Messenger RNA from Orcinus orca (killer whale), 2298 nucleotides. RefSeq names its product chromosome 4 C4orf46 homolog (gene C4H4orf46). The transcript is spliced from 2 exons. The record is from RefSeq and is a predicted model, not a curated record. Lineage: Eukaryota; Metazoa; Chordata; Mammalia; Artiodactyla; Delphinidae. The coding region runs from base 386 to 721 and encodes 111 amino acids.
CCAAGUCCCGGCGCUGCCCGCGGCUGCAGGCGGCGCGGCCUCUCACCGGGGCGCGGCCUCUCACCGGGGCGCACGGAGGCCGCCGGAGCGCUGGGGGGCCGAGACCACCAAUCCCAGGGCGCUUCGCGCGCGCAGUGCCAAGAAGGUGGGGCGGAGCGGCGCGCACGGCACCCUGGGAGGUGUUGUCUUCUGCUCCGGGAGCGCAGAGCUGCCCGAGGCGCACUCACUGGCACCUGAUUGGCUGUCCCGAGAAAGUGACAGGGCUACGCGGCCCAGGGCCGAGAGCGGCGAGGAGGCGGGCCAGCUGGGAUUUAGGCGCGAGCGGUUGAAAGUCGGUUGGUAUUAGUUUGGCCGCCGAGGUGCCGUCCCACCCCCAGCCCUCUCCAUGGCGGACCCGGAGGAGCUGCGGCUUUCCCCGCAGCCGCUGCCCUCCUCUGCCUCGUCUUCAGACGCGUCUUCAGCAUCUUCCCCCGGCACCCCGGGGGGUUUGGACCGGACGGUUCCGAACAGGAACAGCGGCCGGCCGGUGGACCCGCUGGAGGAGGUGGAGCUGCAGAUCGGAGACGCAGCAUUUUCAUUAACCAAACUUCUUGAAGCUGCAUCUGCAGUAUCAGCUCAAGUGGAAGAGCUUGCCUUCAAAUGUACAGAAAAUGCACGUUUCCUUAAAACAUGGCGGGACCUCUUGAAAGAAGGCUAUGAUUCCUUGAAGCCUGACAACUGAUUUGACUGUAAUAAUCCAUACCACCUCAUUUAUGAUGUGUGCACAUGUACCGUGUGGAUAGGAUAACCACCAGCAGUUCUGUAUACAGAAGAUGAAAUUUUUCUUGGUUUUCUUCAUUUUGUGAAAACAGAAUAUGAUGUUAUUUUUGAUGCUGCCCGUUUAUCUUUAAACAUUUUCUGUUCUCUAAACUUUCAAAGAUUCUUCUAUGGAAGUUAAUUUAAUCAGUAGAUAAUAUUAAUAAUGCCACAGUGCUACCAGUAGCAGGUGGACCAUUAUUCUCUUCAGUUUGCAAGAAGAUACCAAAAAUUGCAGAGUUUGAAGUCGAGCUUUAUUAUAUGGACCAAUGUUAGAUUCAGCUCCAUUAGGCUAAGUUCCCUAGAACCAAUGAUUGUGUCUUAUUACUUAUAUAUGUCCAGCAGCUAGAAGUCUGUUACACAACAAUCACUAAAUGUUUGAUGAAUAAGAGUUGACAACAUAAUUAAAAUCUGUUUUUUCUUCCUAUUUUUAGCAUAAAGAUUAUAAUUGUUUCUCGAAAAGAUAUUUGAGUCAGAACCUCAUUGACCUGAAGGAAAAUAUUAUCUUUUUUUUUUUAAACAGGAUUUUGAACUUUAACUGUUGACAGCUUUUUAUAAUAUAUGAUAAAUAUUUUUCACCCUUCUAUGAUGCUUUCCAAAAAAGCGUUUACUGAAACCUGUCUUGAAAGAAUGCCUAUUUUUUUUCCUAAGGUUAACUGCUUUUAUGGAUAUUUCUCAUAUUUGAUGUUGUUAUAUGUUUGCUCUCUUUAAAGUGCCUUAUCAAAAUUGUGGCUCUGUAUUAUUUUGGAGCUUGGCAAGUAAUAAUUCUAAAUAUAAUAAUUCUAAACAAGUUACUUUUUUUUUUUUUUUUUUUUUGCGGUACGCAGGCCUCUCACUGUCGUGGCCUCUCCCAUUGCGGAGCACAGGCUCCGGACGCGCAGGCUCAGCGGCCAUGGCUCACGGGCCCAGCCAUUCCGCGGCAUGUGGGAUCCUCCCAGACUGGGGCACGAACCCGCGUUCCCUGCAUCGGCAGGCGGACUCUUAACCACUGAGCCACCAGGGAAGCCCUAAACAAGUUACUUUUUAAAAAUGCAUCAAAUUUAAAUGGUGUAAUUAUUUUCCUAUUAUUCGAUCUUCAUGACAGUGUUCUAUUUCACUUGUCCCGUAUCUUACGUUGCGCUCCCUCUCUCUCUCUUUCUCUUUUUUGGUGGGUUUGUGUCGUAUAUGUCAGUGAUUGAACCAACUAAUUCUCUUGCUGUGUAACUUCUGGAUGCCUCUGAUACAGUAUAUUACUUCUCUGUAGGUAAGGAGGUAUGUACGGAACUAUAUUCCCAAGCCCCACAAUGGGCCUGUGAAAGGGGACACAUGGAUGGGCAAAGGAUAGUUUUGUUUAGCAUAUUAGGUCAUGGUUCUUGAUUAAUUUUUUUAAGUUAAGGAUAACACAUAUGGUGUGUUCCUAUACCAAAGAGAUGCUUGUUCUGAUAUUAGAAAACUGUUUUUCUUAUGUGUCAUGAAAAUUGCAAUUUUUAAAAUGUACAAAAAUAAACUUUUGUUCAAACCAAA